Aphanomyces astaci is the source of this 2969-nucleotide messenger RNA. RefSeq lists its product as hypothetical. NCBI's taxonomy places the organism in Eukaryota, Oomycota, Saprolegniomycetes, Saprolegniales, Verrucalvaceae. The record is from RefSeq and is a predicted model, not a curated record. The coding region runs from base 136 to 2913 and encodes 925 amino acids. The transcript has a single exon. Gene Ontology annotation, cellular component: cytoskeleton.
UUUCGAACGUGUUUCAAACCAGCAUAGUCCGUUUCGGUGGAAUCGGUUACAUUGCCGGCUUCACCACAAGAGCAAGGACGCACACGACACUCGAGCCACAACGGCGGCUACGAGCACCUGCCAUCACCUUCGUCCAUGAGUGAUGCUGCCCCACCAAGCGGAGACGCCGAUGGGUCGGCCGUGACAAACUCGAACAGCGCGGCCUUGCACGUGAUCGACCAAUACGUGGAAGACGGGGUGCUCACGGCCGCGGCCGCGGCGAUUCACAAAGAACGGUACUCCAAGUUGUCGUCGUUCGUGCUGGAGACGUAUAAGCGGGAAAAGGAGUUGCUGAAGAAGGCUAAGCAACUGAACGGGGAACUCUUAUCCGAGAAAAUCCGUCUCGAGAAGCAGAGCAUCCGCAAGAGCGAAGAGUUGGCGAUGAACACCAACUUGGAGAAAGAAAAGGACAAAGCGUCUAAGGAGCUGGCCGACUGCGUGGACCGGGAGACCAUUCUCACGUACGAGAUCACCGAGCUCCAGCGAGAACAUGCCGAGUUGUUGGCGCGCAAAGAAGCUAUGCUGCGGGAAAAUGCGCGGCAGGUCGAGCCCGAGGUGCGCAAGAUCACAGACGACAUCGCGCGUUUAGCCGACGAGGCCACGCGCACCGAGAGCGAUAUUCACAAGGAGGAGCGGCGGAAGGGCGAGAUGCUCGCGCGGUGCGAUGUCCUCCGCGUGUCCAACGACGGGCUCGACGUGGCUCGCGCCGCCGAGAAGAAGGUGCUCGCUAAGCUGAAAGGCGACCCCGAACGCAUCAGUAAACAGGCCGACGUUGUGGCCAAGGCAGUGGAGAACCUGGACGGGGAGCUCAAGCGCAUAAAGGCUAAGCUGGGCGACGUGGACAUGGCAUUGGCGGCGCAGGACGCCAAGCGCAAAGACGCGGACGAGGUGCAGAAGGAUCUGAGCCACAAGCUCGACGUGCACCGCGACACGAUCGACCAGCGGCAGCGAGACGUUGAUCACGUCAACAUGCUGCUGGCCGAAGAAAAACACAGCCAUACUGUUCGUCUAGGGGAAAAAGCCAAGCUCGAGAUGGACCAGCGCACGGCCGAGGCCAACAUCCGGCGCGAGUCGGAGCGGCAGGCGUCGCUGCAAAAAGAGUUUGAUCGCGUGAAAAAGGUGCUCAAGAAGAAACAGGUGGCGGCCGACACGUCCAAAGGCCUGCUGCCCAACAUGCAAGUGCAAGUGAGUGACGCCGAGCACCAAGUCCGGGCGCUUCAAAGCGACAACAAGAAGAUGGUCGCCGACCAAGCCGACCUCAAGCAAGACGUGGACGUCCUGAUCGCUCGCAUGUUCAAGAUGGACGGCGUCGAAGCGAGGCACGUGGAGGAACUGGAGGCGCUGACGGCGCGCGUGGCCGAACUCGAGGAAGAGCUCAGUCAGUGGAUCGCCGAGGAGGGCAAGCAGCACAAGAUCAUCACGCUGCUGAGUGCGCAGCGCGAGAUGAAGGCGCGCGCGGCGUCGUCGGCGGUGGACCACGAAAAGGAGAUCCACCAACAGCUCAAGAUGAAGGAGCUGGUGAUUUUGGACUUUGCGAAAAAGUGCAAUGAAACCAACAACCGGCUUAAAGAGUUUAGCGCGUUAUAUGAUAUUGUCAAGAACGAGCGCAAUAAGUACGUGAAUCUGAUCCAAGCAAGUUCGCAAGCGCUCGCCGAGAUGAAGGAGAAGAUCAAGAUCUUGCACAACGAAGUGGAGGUGCUGCGGAACGAAAGCUUGGCCAAGGACAAAGCGCUCACGAAGGAGCGACUGGCGCACCAGACGGCGCAGUGUAGCCGCGACAGCCUCCGUCUGGACACGAACAAAUGCCACGAACUGUACCGAGUCAAGCAGGAGCAAGUCGAGCAGCAGAUUGUUCAAAUCGACAAACUCAACUCGAUCAUCAACAUGACCGAGAAGGACAUGCUCCGGUUGAAGAAAAAGUACGAGGUCGCGGUCGAAGCGCGCAAUUCCACGGGCGUGCACUUGAUUGACCGGAACGACGAGCUGUGCAUUCUGUACGAGAAGAGUAACAUCCAGGCGCAGACGCUCACGGACGGUGAGCUCGCGAUCCAGGAGAAGGACCAGAUGAGUCGCAUGUUGACCAUCAAGCUGUUGGACUUGCAGCGCCAGAUUGAAACCACGAGGAACAAGGUGCCGCUCGUGCCGGAAUAUGCGAGUCGGGUGCUGGACAUGCAGAACCAGCUCAAGCAGGAGCAGGUAGUCACGGAUAUGAUGUGUCGGGACCUGGAGACCCCGCAGAAUGCCGACCGGUGGCGGCCGCUGGAAGGCGAUGACCCGGACGAAGAUCAGCUCGGCGCCAAGCUCGCGUUCUUGGACGAACGGUACAAAAUCAAGAAGGAGCAGCUGCUGGAGAAGGAACUCGUACUCGAAGAAGUGACCAACUUGUCGGACAAACUGCGCGCACAGGCGUCGGAAGGGCGCGGCGAUACGCUGCAGCUGGCCAAGAAGGUCAACACGUUCCAGGUCAAGAUCAAGGACACGACGCGCAAGAUGAUGGCGACGGUGUCGGAGCUGAGCAUGUUUCAAGCUACGGCCAUGAAGCUGCAGCAGGAAAAGCACGACCGCCAGCUCGAGUUGGAAGAGUCAAUUUGGAACUUUGAAAAUGGCAACGCACCUAACGCUAAGUGCGAGCAAGAGUGGUACCGCCGUGAAUCCCAUCGACUCGAAAGCCAGCGAAUGGCCAAACAGCACCAGAACAACCACACGGCCCACAUGAUCACGCGCACCACCGCCGACCCCCGACCAAACGCAUACGUACCGGACGAACUCGGCAUUCCCAAACCAUAUGGACAAGCGGCGCCGUUCAAACCUACACUCUCAGGCUCUACCAUGCGACACAUUCGACCGCCGCAACGACGAGACAUUGAGAUUUAACCAAAAGUUAGUACCCAUAUAAAUAUUGUACCUACGUACUGUAGCGUAUUUGGCCA